Messenger RNA from Cloeon dipterum, 1128 nucleotides. RefSeq names its product methyl-CpG-binding domain protein 4-like. Gene Ontology annotation, molecular function: DNA binding; catalytic activity. Gene Ontology annotation, biological process: base-excision repair. Gene Ontology annotation, cellular component: nucleus. NCBI's taxonomy places the organism in Eukaryota, Metazoa, Arthropoda, Insecta, Ephemeroptera, Baetidae. The record is from RefSeq and is a predicted model, not a curated record. Bases 1 to 882 code for a protein of 293 amino acids. The transcript has 4 exons.
AUGGCGGUACAGCCUUGCCAUGCUGAAGAAAAAGACCGUGUUCCCUCCUCGUCCCAGGCCACCGAAUUGCGAACAGAUCCUGGAGGACCUGGCCAACGCUGCUGGCUCUCAAGACCCAGCUCUCCAAGUGGCCGCAAGCCAUACAACCUCAGGCGGAGAAGCCGUGCUGACAGACGGACAGCAGCAACAGAGUGUUCGGUGGAGCGAGGUGGUGAAUUUUGUGGAGACGAGCCGGCAGUCAGAGGCGCUUCGAACGACGCUGGAGGCGCAGACGUUGACGCUGCAGGCCAUCGAACUCGAGCUCAGGAACAUGGACAAGAUGAUUCGUCAACAGGCAUUGAAUGCACUGAGAAAGAGUCCACCCCGAUUGUGACUGCCAGCAAGUAUUUUAGUGGGAGCCGCCGAAAGGAGCAGCAGGUCAAAUCAGUCCUGGACGUUAUCAAGGCUUCCAAGUGGAUUCCCCCUCGUUCACCUUAUGAUCUGAUUCAAGAAAAACUGUACCAUGACCCUUGGAAGCUGCUGAUCGCAACUAUUUUCCUGAACAAGACUCGCGGCAGUGUGGCGUGUCCGCUGGUGUGGCUCUUUUUCGAGAAGUGGCCAGACCCUGAAGCGGCAAUCGCGGCUGACCUGGAUGAGUUGGCCGCCUUCCUAAGGCCACUUGGACUGCACAACCGGCGCGCUGAGCAAAUUGUCCGCUUCUCUGAGGACUACAGGAAGAAAUCGUGGCUCUACCCGAAUGAGUUGUAUGGCAUUGAUAAAUACGGCAACGACUCGUUCCGAAUUUUUUGCCGCAAUGAGUGGCGACAAGUGCAACCUGAUGACUAUAUGCUCAACUUCUACCAUCAGUGGCUCCAUGAAAACGCCGAGAGACUAGGCAUUUGAGAUACAAUUGUGCUAAUCAAAACGAACUCAAUUGUUGAGGGGAAUUAAGUUUGAAGCAUAAUUUUUUGAUAACUUUUUACUCAACAAGUGAGGUUAAAUUGAUUAAAAUCACUAUUAAUUAAAUUCAAAUUUCGCACCUUAAUGGUCAGUUAACACUUAUUGUGAUAUUCUGUAAGUAAAAUCCAUUUAAAUAUCGCUUUUUUAAUAAUUGUUGUUAUUUAUUAAUAAAAGUAAAUUCCAAAUUUC